Corvus hawaiiensis (hawaiian crow) is the source of this 2026-nucleotide messenger RNA. RefSeq names its product SPOUT domain containing methyltransferase 1 (gene SPOUT1). Gene Ontology annotation, molecular function: miRNA binding. Gene Ontology annotation, cellular component: spindle pole centrosome; kinetochore; mitotic spindle. The transcript has 12 exons. Gene Ontology annotation, biological process: maintenance of centrosome location; miRNA processing. The record is from RefSeq and is a predicted model, not a curated record. The coding region runs from base 87 to 1736 and encodes 549 amino acids. NCBI's taxonomy places the organism in Eukaryota, Metazoa, Chordata, Aves, Passeriformes, Corvidae.
CACCUGCCUUCCCUGGUGUCCCACCUCACCUGCUUGCACAGUCUGGGUGGGUGAGGGCGCUGCUGAAAGCGCUUUUGCACCGAUAUAUGUGUGCCAAACACGGCGAGACUCGCAAUUGCCGGAACGGAGAGAGAGCCGAGCGACCGGAGCGCAGAGCACCGAGCACCGAGCGACCGGAGCGCAGAGCACCGAGCGACCGGAGCGCAGAGCGACCGGAGCGCAGAGCGCAGAGCACCGAGCACGGAGCGACCGGAGCGCAGAGCACCGAGCACCGAGCACGGAGCGACCGGAGCGCAGAGCACCGAGCGCAGAGCACCGAGCGACCGGAGCGCAGAGCACGGAGCACAGAGCACCGAGCACCGAGCGACCGGAGCGCCGAGCACCGAGCGACCGGAGCGCAGAGCACCGAGCACCGAGCGACCGGAGCGCAGAGCGCAGAGCACGAAGCGACCGGAGCGCAGAGCACCGAGCGCAGAGCACCGAGCGACCGGAGCGCAGAGCGCCGAGCGCCUGACCGGGGGCUGCUCCCCCCCGCGGGCGGCGCUCGCGCCCUCCGGCCAAUCAGCAGCGCGGGGCGCGGCCGCGGCGCGGGGAAGAUGGCGGGCGCGGAGAGCGGCGUGGGGAAGCGGUGCAAGGGCGCGCAGGUUGAGGACAGGAAGGUGGACUGGCGGCGCUGGAAGCAGGAGAGGAAAGCAGAGAAGAAGAAAUGGAAGGAAGUGAAGCUGCUAAAGAAACUGGAGAAACAGCGGAUGCGGGAGCUGGCAGAACAAGAAGCCCAGAAGCAGAAGGAGCAGAAGGAAGACAGAGGCCGUCACCACACACUGAGCGUGGCUCUGCCCGGCUCCAUCCUGAACAACGCGCAGUCCCUGGAGCUGCGCACGUACCUGGCGGGACAGAUCGCCCGGGCCUGCGCCAUCUUCUGCGUGGAUGAGAUCGUGGUCUUCGACGAGCAUGGAGAGGAUGUGAAGAGUGUGGAAGGGGAUUUUGAAGGAAUUGGGAGGAAAGGCAAGGCUUGUGUGCAGCUGGCUCGGAUCCUGCAGUACUUGGAGUGCCCUCAGUACUUGAGGAAAUCCUUUUUUCCAAAACAUGAGGAUCUGCAGUUUGCAGGGCUGCUCAACCCCCUGGACAGCCCCCACCACAUGCGGGUGGACGAGGACUCGGAGUACCGGGAGGGCAUUGUGCUGGACCGGCCAACGAAGCCAGGCAGAGGCUCUUUUGUUAACUGUGGGAUGAGGAAGGAGGUGCAGAUUGACAGACAGCUGAACCCCGGUCUGCGAGUCACCGUGCGCCUGGAGGAGCCCCAGAAUCCAGAAGCCAAAGCGCGCAAAGGCACCGUGGUGUCCUCGCACCACCCUCGGACAGUCUCAGGCUUGUACUGGGGUUACAGCGUCCGCCUGGCCUCCUGCUUGAGUGCUGUCUUUUCUGAGUGCCCGUUCAAGGAAGGCUACGAUCUCUCUAUUGGGACCUCAGAGCGGGGCAGCUCCGUGGACCAGGUCACUCUCCCCUCCUUCAGGCAUGCCCUUGUUGUAUUUGGAGGCCUUGAAGGCUUGGAAGCUGGGGUUGAUGUGGACCCAAACCUGGAGGUCACUGACCCAAGUGUCUUGUUUGACUUCUACCUGAACACGUGUCCCAGCCAAGGCAGCAGAACCAUCCGGACAGAGGAAGCACUGCUGAUCUCUCUGUCUGCGCUGAGACCCCACAUUGAGGAGGCUGUGAAGACACCCAGAGACAGCUGAGGGAAGGGAAAACACUGACCUUGCCCUUGGGGAGGCAGCUCUUCAAAUGUAGGGUGCUGGGCAAGUCACUCCAGGAGCCUGGUGGGACCAAGGCACAGUGUGACUGAAGCUGGCAGCACUGCCCAACCAGGCAUUCACUGCUGCUGGGAGCAGCAAGUCUGUGCCCUCCUGCCUGCAUGGUCCAGCCAAGCACUGGUUGCUGCUUCCCAGCAGCUGGGACAAGCUGGACAACAGACUUGGUCUCAGCAGCUCAGACAUUUGGGGUGGGAAUAAAGCAGUAUGGAACCUCA